Xiphias gladius (swordfish) is the source of this 4029-nucleotide messenger RNA. RefSeq names its product phosphoinositide-3-kinase adaptor protein 1 (gene pik3ap1). The record is from RefSeq and is a predicted model, not a curated record. Gene Ontology annotation, cellular component: cytosol. Bases 172 to 2772 code for a protein of 866 amino acids. Gene Ontology annotation, molecular function: phosphatidylinositol 3-kinase regulatory subunit binding; signaling receptor binding. Lineage: Eukaryota; Metazoa; Chordata; Actinopteri; Istiophoriformes; Xiphiidae. The transcript is spliced from 17 exons.
CUAAGUGUUGCUAUUAAUACAGCUGAGCAAAAGGAUAUAGCUGGUGAAAGCUAAUGUAGUUUCAGUUGAAAAGGAAAGGAGUUUCAGUAAACUCGAGAAACUAAAAGGACAGAUUUGGCCAAAUGAUGGUCAUUGUGGGGGUACUUUGUGCACUUUAAAGGCUUCACAACCAUGGAAGAACCCGUCUCAAGUAUUGCAUCAGAAAAUUCCAAAUCUCUGUCAUCAUAUGAGCUGUUAAUUCUGCACACAGCCGAGGCACAAGACUGGGCGACAUAUUUGCAGCAGAUCUUGAAAUCUUCUCGAAAAUUCCGCAAAAGUUCUAUUUUGCUGUACGCAGUCGGCCCAGCAGAUCAGCUCCAUGGAUAUAAAUUUGAAUACUUCCAAAGUUGCAAGUGCAUUUUGCUGCUCCUCACGGGAGCAUUCCUGGACAUGCUCUGUGAACCUGAACUGCAGGGAGCACUUCAUAGACUCCUUUAUCCACCAUACAGAGUGGUGGUGCUACUGUGUGGCAUCGCAGAGGAUGACGUACUGACAGAGAGUUUCAAAGACUGGCAGAGCUGGAGAAAACUCUAUGCUGAUGACGAGCCAGCUGUCUACGUCACCACCAUUUUGGAAUCCAUCACUGACAGCAGACGAGUGGAGGCUGAACAUGGGACCGACGCUGCAACGGCACCAGAGUUGCACACGACAGCAGCCUCUUCAACUGAAAAUCCCACCUCUGAUGAAGGAGAGGAAGUGGUGUCAGAGGGGCAAAAAGAAACGGUCCUAAAGGAUGAAGAAGAACCUGUGAGCAAGGGGAAUUCAGCAAGUGAGGAAAUCAGCACGCCUUCACGCCUCACCUGUCUCACCGUUCAACCAACAAGAGUUUUCUGUGGAGAACGGGAGACACUGUUUAUCAUUUUCAGGCAGAAAUUAAAUGAUCAGUUGGUACCAGAGGUGGAGUUUUCAUCUGAAAGUGUAACUUCAGAAAGGGUCCCAGGCACUGUGGAGAAUGAAUACACUAUAAGUGUUUCUGCACCUGAUAUGCCUGCUGGAGUGGUAUCACUCACCAUGUACACUGACCAUUCCUGUGUCAACCUGAGGCCUGUUACAUAUUAUACCAAUAUGGGUGAAGUCAGUCGGUGUCUUGAAAAUGCUACUGAUCCUGUUAACUUCAUCUGCCAGGCCUUCAACUUGACAUCCAGUGCAACAGAAUCACUGGACAAAAUGUUAACUGACUCGUUAAAAUCCAGAAUGCCUGCAACUAGUCUUCAGCUGUUUGGAAUCAGACAGAUUGAAGAAGACAAUAUGGCGGCAUAUCAGCGUAAUGAGGAGCUUCCCACGCUGCUCCACUUCGCUGCUAAGUACGGCCUGAAGAAGUUGACCACCAUUCUCCUUCAGUGUCCUGGGGCUCUGCAGGCUUACAGCGUGAUGAAUAAGUAUGGAGACUACCCAAACACGCUGGCAGAGAAGAGUGGCUUCUCUGAUCUCAGACAGUUCAUGGAUGAAUAUGUUGAGACAGCCGACAUGCUCAAGUCUCACUUCGAGGAUAAUGUCAACACAGAGGAAGGUGCAGAGGUGUAUGAAUUUAUGUCGACUACAUCUCAAGAUAUCAUGAUGAAGUACUCAGGUUGUUCAGAGGACAUAUAUGAGUCGAUGCUGGGGAUCGACCCUGAAUGUGCAGAGGACCUAUAUGAGGUGAUGAAUGCAGUAGAUGAGAACCCUGAGGAAGCUAUGCUUAGGAAGUUUUUCCAAGCAAAACCUCAGAACAAUGUAGUCCAGGACAACAAUGAGCACCCUGAGAGUGAAGAAGAGGAAAAAGACGAUCAGAAUGACUUAGAACAAAUUGGAGAAGAGGAGGAUCCAUACGACAUCAGCCCAAAGGAUAUCUAUGAUAUUGUGGAUCCAAAUAGUACCUAUAACCCAGUAAUCCACAACCGUCCACCAGCCCCCGUCCCCAGACCUGAGGUUGAGUCUGAACCUGAAAAGCCUGUGACCUACAUCUCUAGAGUAUUUUCAGAUAAAGAUAUGUCCCAGAGUAAAACGAUGGAGAUGGGAUAUCCUGCAGCACGGCCUGUGAUGGACGCCCCGAUGCCUGUUUAUGACCCUUACGCUGGGAUGAAGACCCCUGGACAGAGACAGCUCAUAUCUCUGCAAGAGAGGGUGAAAGUGGGGCAAAUUACUGUGGAUGAGGCCGUCCAAGAGUUCAAGGCCUGGCAGUUUGACCAUGAGCGGAGGGCAAAUUCCAUACGCUAUCAGCAGGAAAAUCUGAAGAGAUUGCGAGACAGCAUCACCAGGCGUCACAAAGAGAGAGAGAAGGCAGGAAAGGAGCUUGAUUAUGAGAUAAGUGCUCCACUGCAGAUGAACUUAUACACGGCUUCCAAUGUGACAUUAGAGUGUUCUGUGUAUGAGCCGGCACCCAGAGUGGUGGCUCCAGCCCCUCCUGCGGUUCAGGUUAUCCAGAGAGGCAGCUGGAAGACAGGUAGCACAUCCAGCACAUCCAGUACUGAAAGCAACAGACUCAGCACUCACAGCGCCUUUAGCUACAGUAGCGGGACAGAGCCCGACUUUGAGGACCCAGUUGAAAAUCUCCCUCCUCCACCACGACCUCCGCGGCCGUCCAAUGCUGCACCCAUCGUUCCUCCACCCAGGAUUCCUCCACGGAUCCCAGAAAGGGGGCCAGAGAAGAUGGUUAAUGAGCGCUACAUAGCCUUCCCUACUCGAGCACUUCCUGAAAGACCUUCUCACAGACAAAAAAAUUCAGCACCUCCUUUACCUCGCCGUCUGCGGUGAUCGACACAUCUCUAUUUGCUGGGUUUAGUCUCUAAAGUUACGGCUUAUUUGUAUGUGAAAGGAAAGGAUGUGUUGUUUGGUAAACAACCAUCAGGAUUUAACACGAUGAAUCCAUGCAGAGAGACAGUUGUUUGUUUGUUUGUUUUUUGCUUUUAUUAAUUGUAUGUAUCAGUUUACCUAACAGAAUGAUUAAAUUCCAGUAAUAAUUCAUUGUGUGUGUGUGUGUGUGUGUGUGUGUGUGUGUGUGUGUGUGUGUGUGUGUGUGUGUGUGUGUGUGUGUGUGUAUGUGUGGGUUUGUGUCUUUAUUUUUGUGUAUGUGUCUAUGUGUGGGUGGGUUGGUGAGUGAGUGAGUGAGUGAUAUUUAGUAUAUACUGUACGCCAUGGUAUGUUUUUUACUGUAAAAACUUGUAACUAACUGUAAUAAUUGUAGAACAUUUUUUAAAAAUUACUGUGAUACAAUAAUAAAAUUUAAUAUAGCUUGUAUUUAGGUAUUUUAGUUUUUUUGGGGGGGGUUAUGGGUUUUAAGUGUAAUGUGUUGAAAUAAAGAAGAAGGGAAAUCAUUUGUUCUAUUUGAAAUAUUAAUUAUGUUUAACCAUGGUUGACGGGUCUCCUGUAAAUGUAACUGAACCGGGGACAUUAAUACUGUUUAGUUCACCAGAGAAAUAUAUAGGAUGUUCCUGUCAAUAAGUAGGAUAGUACUUAAUUGUAAGCUUUUGUGAUAUUAUAUUCCACUCAUUUUCCCUCAAAUGCUGUCACCAUUAUACUUCUUAAAGGACAUACAGACUGGCUGUGAUGUUUGCGUACUAUCUUUCUUAAACUUGAAGGAUUAGCAUUGGUCAUUCAUGGAUGGUAUGAUGACCUUUAGGAAGUGCCUCUAGGAGGUCCGUUUUGUUGUACAUCAGACUUCAUGAAUUCUGAAUUUCCUGAUGUAAUACGAUCAUGUAUUCUUUUCAAUGCUUGAAUGGGUCACUAUUUUAAUUGACUCCUUUACAAUCAGUUCUUAUUUCUUUCCUGUGCAAUAUGAGGUUUGGUCACUUGAUGGUGCUCUGUAUUCCCUGUUUGUCCUUUAAAUAUGAAAUGUAUGUGGAAACGUUUUACAAGUUUAAUUUACCUCAUUAAGCAUGCAGCAAUCGAAUUUAAAGGACUUCUGGUCAGAACUUUCAAAGUAAAACCUUUACUCAUAAACACCAAGCGAAAACAUCCAAGUAAAAAAAACCCAAAAUAUUUCUGGAGACAUCUGUAGAAAUAUAAUUACAA